AUGGCUCCAUUGAUGGCUGCUGAGCCGACUGUUGUUGUUGUCGGUGGAGGAUUGGCUGGUCUUUCAGCUUCUCUUGAAAUCAUCACUGAAGGUGGGCGAGUUAUUCUCAUUGAAGGCGAGAAUAACACUGGUGGUAACUCAGCAAAGGCAUCCAGUGGAAUCAAUGGAGCGGGAACUGAUACGCAGGAAAAAUUAGGAAUUCAUGAUUCGCCCGAACUUCUUGUCAAGGACACACUCAGUGCAGGAGAUGAUGAAAAUGAUAAAGUUCUUGUGAAAAUCUUGGCGGAAAAAUCAGUGGAAGCUGUUCAAUUUUUGCGAAAUGUAGGAGUCGAUCUUACCGAUAUAAACUUGUGCGGUGGUCACUCUGUUCCUCGUACACACUGGAUUCCAUCACCAAAAGAAGGAAGACCUAUUCCAGCCGGAUUCGAAAUUAUGAAAAGACUGAGAACCAGAUUGAAUGAAUUGCAAGAGAAGAAUCCAGAAUCAUUCCGUCUCAUGACUCAAACGAAGAUGGUUGGAAUCGUCAGAGAAGAAGGAAAAGUGGUUGGUGUUGAAGUUUUAUCAGCUGAAGGGGAACAAUCAAAAGUGACUGGAGAUUCUGUUAUUUUGGCAACUGGAGGAUUCUCAGCUGACCGUUCGAAUGACAGUCUUCUUAGUGAAUUCGGAAAGCAAACUCUUGGUUUUCCAUCAACCAACGGGGCAUUCGCUAAAGGAGAUGGUGUUAAAAUUGCACGCGCCCUCGGAGCAAAGCUCGUCGGGAUGGAACGAAUUCAAAUUCACCCAACAGCUUUUGUUGAUCCAAAGGAACCAGCAGCCGGUACAAAAUUCUUGGCUGCAGAAGCUCUUCGCGGAAAAGGAGCUCUUUUGAUUAAUUCUGAAGGAGAACGUUUCGGGAAUGAACUUGGGAGACGAGAUUACACGACAAACCGCAUUCUAGAGCAUGCGAAACCAAUUGGAGAGGAUUUCCAAGGUGGAUCAGCUGAAAGAAAUGCUGCAAUCAUGUUAAUGAACGAAGCUACUAUUGAUGCUUUCGGAAGACCCGCGUUCAAUUUUUAUGCCAUUGUGAAAAAGUUCUUUAAAAAAUACGAAAAUUCCGAAGAAUUGGCCAAGGCGUUAAAUGUUGAGUAUUCUGUUAUCAAAGCGACAUUAGAUGAUUAUAAGGAAAUCUUCGAAGGAAAGAAAGAAGACCCAUUCGGGAAAAAGAUCGAUGAGCAUGCUCGUGUGAUUGACGAACAGGAGAAACCAAUUGAUGGUCUCUAUGCAGCUGGAGAAGUUACCGGAGGAGUUCAUGGAUCCAACCGACUUGGUGGAAAUUCCCUCCUGGAAUGUGUCGUUUUCGGUCGUGUUGCUGGACGUUCAGGGCUCCAAGUCGCCACUGAUGCAUCUCGUUCUGAGCUCUGA
Messenger RNA from Caenorhabditis remanei, 1401 nucleotides. RefSeq lists its product as uncharacterized. The record is from RefSeq and is a predicted model, not a curated record. The coding region runs from base 1 to 1401 and encodes 466 amino acids. Lineage: Eukaryota; Metazoa; Nematoda; Chromadorea; Rhabditida; Rhabditidae. The transcript is spliced from 4 exons.